UGUGAUUUCCAAGUGCCAAUAAUCUACAUCAUGGUGACAAUCAAUCUCCUCUUCAGUUAUAAAAGCUCCCAGUAGUCUCAAUUUUUCAAUAGAUUCCCACAAGCCUCUCACCUCUUCAGUAACCACUUCAUCCAACCCAACACCCUCAAAAUGAAGACUGUCUUCUUCAACAUCGCCGCUCUGGCCCUCACCAUCUCUGGCGUCUUUGCCAAUCCCGCCCCUAACGGAAUGGCAGUUGACAUCUCCGAGCGCGACGGCGUUCUUGAAGUCCGCGAAGUUCCCCGUGCCGAGGCUGGCAUUCAGUGCAGAGAGUGUGUUCAUCUUGGUGGUCGCUGCACUAUUGGCGAUGGAAGCUGCUAUGCUUCUGAGCAUGCUAGCUGUCGCUGGUGUGGCAAUAACUGCAAGUCUCGAUGUAUUGGUGAUGGACAGACUUGUGAGCAGUGGUGUCUCUAGGUCAUCACAGACAGAUUGGUAAAGACUUGGUCUUUACGCUCAAUUUACAGACACGGACGAGUAGUGAGGCAAGGAGAACAGUAUCAACACUCUUUCAUUGUAACAGAAACUUGGAAACGGGCUAGCUAGCUAGCUUAGUACAUUCGCUUUAUCGAAGCUAUUGUUACAUAUCUCA
This is a messenger RNA of Fusarium oxysporum Fo47, 628 nucleotides long. RefSeq lists its product as uncharacterized. The transcript has 2 exons. NCBI's taxonomy places the organism in Eukaryota, Fungi, Ascomycota, Sordariomycetes, Hypocreales, Nectriaceae. The record is from RefSeq and is a predicted model, not a curated record. The coding region runs from base 151 to 453 and encodes 100 amino acids.